AUGAAUAAAGCCAUGGUUUAUAUAAUGAAUAAAAGGAACCAUUAUAUUGCUUCACUUAUGUCCAAUAGAACCAUAGCUGAUACCAAUUGGAAAAUUGUAGAAGAACAAACAAAAAUAAAACACCCCUACCACUUGGACAUAGAACAUGAUGUCGUUGUUGAUGAUAACAAAAUGUUUAUAUGUCCAAACUAACGCAUUGUACUAACAUUAAAAAUAUUAAACGGUUUAAGAAAGUUGAUAUUUCUUACUCUAACGAGUAAAUUAUGUACGAAGUUUACCAGACAUUCUAAAAUUGCUUUAGAAUCAAAAACUAAAGUUUCCUACGAGUUGGGAUGUGGAUUUUUGGAAACUGAGCAACACCUGCUAGAAAUUUUAGAAAAUAUGAUAGACAACAGCGCAGUUCGUCUUGAAAUGAAGGUUGAAAUACAAAACAACAUUAUAGAAAUCGUAAAAUGUUUAGUAUACAUAGAAAAACUUAGGGGCUGGGUGGCAACCACCUGUCAAACAAAACAUGCUUUGCAUGGAACAUUUUACGAAAUGAAAAUAGCUAUAUACGAGCUUAACGAUUCUGGAUGGUUGGAUAAUAAGGAAAAACUAGCGCUUUUAGAUUACAUUGAAGAAAAUGUAAAAAGAGUAAAAGAAAUUAAAUAUAUUGAGCAGCCCACGCCAGAAAAGGACUUUUUCGAAAUAAACUGGCUUCCAGAUGAUAAGAUUAUCCUGCAGUAUCUUUACGAAAACAUACAAAUUCUCCUGUACAAUCCAGGCGAUGUUAUUGUCAAUGUUGGAGAUAAAAUAGAUGGAGUUUAUUUGGUCAUUACAGGCAUGUUUAAAAUAAUUUAUAAUCCUACUGAGAACGUUAUAAACAUGUUACUUAAGAAUGGUGAACUACCAAUAAUGGACUUCCUUUCGCCCAAUAUGUUAAUUACAAACUUUGUCAAUUUUCUUACUGUUGGAUCCACCAUUGGCGAAUUAUGUAUUUUAACUGAUAGACCUUAUAGCUGUUCUAUUGUAAAUGAAAUAGCCAGUCAAGUUUUGUUUAUCAGGAAGGAUUUAUGUUUAAGAGCUUUUGAAAUGAACAACGAUCCCCUGAAUGGAUUAAAGGCUAAAAUGUGGAAAAGUGUAACAUUUAAUAUGGCUCAAACUCUAUACGGUUCAGUGGAAGGAAAUAAAAAAAUAUUUUUUCUUGAAAAUUCCAUAGUACCAGACCUAACCCUAUUUAAGACUUUCAUCAUAGAUUCCAAAAUAAAGGAUGUUCUUCUUCUUGAAGGCCAAUGCAUGGAUAUUAGCUCAAAGGAGUAUUUUACAGCUCCUUGCUACAUAUCCAAGGACGUCCAGAAAAUAGCCUUUCAAAAGUUGUACAUGGACCAGGACAUUUUGGAAACUAAGUUGCUAUUGAUUUUGAGUAGAGGAGCAAACGAAUACAAGUUGUUAUCGAACAUUUAUGAUUCUUCGGAGGUUAAAGAGAACUCGUAUAAUAUUUACUAUGAAAAUAUUCAAAACGAUGCAACUGUUAAAAGAAGAAGGCGUUUGUUAAGCAUCAAUCAAAAUGCUGUAAAGAAACUAAAUAUACCUGUGGAUACUAUAAAACCGAUGCCGGAACCGUAUUACCCGGAACCGGGUAUCCGGAACCGAAUACCCGGAACCGGGUACUCGGAACCGGGUACCCGGAACCGAAUACCCGAAACCGGGUACCCGAAACCGGAUACCCGCAACCGAAUACCCGAAACCGGGUACCCGGAACCGAAUACCCGGAACCGGGUUACUUACCUUACUUACGUUCAAAACAAGGAGGCUGAUUUAAAAGUUGGCCUUUUUAAAUUUUAA
Brassicogethes aeneus is the source of this 1824-nucleotide messenger RNA. NCBI's taxonomy places the organism in Eukaryota, Metazoa, Arthropoda, Insecta, Coleoptera, Nitidulidae. The record is from the annotation of a GenBank genome assembly.